CAGAAACUUUAAAUGCAAAAAUUCCAUCUUUUCAUUCUUCUUUGCAAUACAUUCAAUACAAUUUUCAUCAGCCAAUCAAUUGAUUAGGCCCUUGAUUUCCAUUCAGAAUUUCGUAAUCUUACCUUCUCGAUGGAGCUAAGGUUUCGAUCAUUGAAUUUGGCUGCAUUCCUUUGUUUGGUUGUGAUUGGAUUUCAGGUUUCGAAGUCGGCCGCUCUGAUUGCCACCCAUGAUUCCUCCAAUCCACCAUACCCCAAAGCAAUUUCGGAUUUGAAGGAGGCAAUUGUGAAGGGAUUAGGGUUCCAGGCUGAUGAAUUUAAGAUAUCUGGGUUUGAUUUGAGGGACGCACAGAUGGGAAAGUCAGUAGCUUAUGAAUUCGAUGUGGAGAUUGAUAAUAAAGUAAUGCCAUUUAAGCUUUUGGAGGAUGUGAAUCGUUGGGAAUACGUGGAUUUGCCUAUUUUCCAAACAGCGCAUUCGGCUAGGCUGGGUGAGGAAAACGGUUUAGUGGAGACGAAGAAAUUUGAUGAUAAUCUGCCUGUUCUUGCCCCUUUCCAGCUGGCUGGCCCAAUGGAGCUUUGGAUUCAAGAUGCCAAGGAUAUGCGAAUCUCAUUACCUCAUGACGUGGAUGCCGGUGUGCUGAAGAAAGUGAUUCUAGCAGAUGGUGCCGUAGUCACUGUUAAGGGUGCUCGAUCCGUUAGCUUGCGUCAUCCAAUUGAGCUACCGCUGCCAUUUAAUCGGACCAGCAGUAACUUUGCAUCAGGUAUUUUAGCUCUAGCCGAGUGGCUACGCAAUGCCGCCCAAUCCCAUGACGGCCCUCUUCUUUCCCUUCGCAUUGUUGGACCAACAUCGCUCACAUCCCCUACCUCUUCAUCGCCUUCAUCCAACAACCGGCUCAAGUUAAAGCGCCUCGCUCCUGGUCUCGUCGAGCUAUCCUCUGCAUCAAAGAGGAAAUCCGUGAAAUCCAGCAGCACAGCCAUUGAUCUCCAAAGUGAAGCCACUGCGCUUCUUGCGCCUGAUCGCUUCAGCACAAUGUGGCCCAUCACAUCCAUUGAUGGCUCCAACUCUAACCUGGUCGGGUUUGAGGCUCUGCUGUCGUCCGUGCUGGGUCCCAAAGCGGCUAAGGAGGGUUCGUUCAAGCUUGUGAAGGCGGAUGUUUCGGCUCAGACUUUUGUGAAGAUGGGUUUUGUGGUCGAGAAGAAGACGGGACAAAGCGAUGGAUUCAAUAUGUCUGGUUUCCCGGAGUGGAGGACGAAGCCACAGUCUGUGAGGAUGCAUUUUGAGGUGCUGGCUAAGGUGGACGGGAACAAGGUUGUACCGGAGAGGGUGGUGCAGAUCGAUCCGGUGAUCGGAGAGGAUACUGUCGCGGAGAAUGUCAUGACCGGCAACACGACCAUGUCCAAGGUUCCUGUAGUGUACCAGCCUUCUUCUCCAUUUGCUCUAUGAAGUAUGGUGAUCAUAUUUUGUGUUAAUAUAAAUGCUUUUAAAAACAGACCGGCAAGUGAACCGUCAAAUAUAGCGGUUUAUUGCUCAAUCGAUCAGACCGGUCUAACUAUUUAUCAA
Messenger RNA from Salvia hispanica, 1557 nucleotides. The record is from RefSeq and is a predicted model, not a curated record. NCBI's taxonomy places the organism in Eukaryota, Viridiplantae, Streptophyta, Magnoliopsida, Lamiales, Lamiaceae.